UUGUACUGGGCACGCGUCAGACUACAGCCAGUCCGUUUCCUUUCUUUAGCCAGCCAUCCUGGUACUGUAGUUUAGGGGUUGAUGGUGGUUGAAAUUGAUUUCUGGCUGGUUACUAAGGUGCCUGCUAGCCAUUGUAUAAAAUUAAAACAUGAAGAAUAUUUUUUUUUGAGCAUGGCUAGUGGAUUUAAAACAACACAUACCUGUCACUGCUGGAGUCAAACUUAAAAAAGCCUUAAGUGGAAAGUGUUCCAGACGGAGACUCUGAGUUAAUAGAGGAGUAGAAGCUGGUGUUAAAGUUCCCACGACGCACAUGGCUUUGCCAGAAACUCUGUUUAAUGUUCGGCCUUUCACCUCUUCACUUAUCCUUAGUCCCAGUAGCCAGGAUACCUGAUGGCCACGUGUGCCUUGGCCACGGGAGGCUGCUGAGAUUGGCCACAUGGCUGGGCUGGGUGGUGGCCUCACUCUCCCACAGAGCUGGAAAUGGGGGAUGGGGGACAGAUUCUUAACGGAAAUUUUUUUACCUGACUUGCUAUGAAAAAACUCAUCACACAAGAAGAGAAACAGUAACCUCACUUUGAAAAUUAGCUCCACUCAAGACUAGUCCACGAAUGAGACCCGCCUUUUCUACAUGGGAUCCAAGGUCACGAGAAGCGGCCAGAGUGCCCUGCCCCCGCCGGCUCUGGUCUGCCAUUCGCCAGUGCAGGGAUCUGGCACGGAUCAGACGUGGCGAAUGGCAGCACAGCACGGUGGCCGGGUCUGCACACUGGUCUCUGCAGCCAGAUUUCUAUAUUGGAAGUUUUUUAAAAAGACAUUUCAUAGCCAACAAGAAUCAGUAGAAGUGCUGGGGGCAGCCGGGAAAGCUGCUGCCCACGGGCUCUGCCCCUUCCAGCUGGAGCCUCCGGUGCCUCCAGGGGCCAAGAGGAUGAUGCCGCGGCCUCCAUUCUCCUUUCUAUGCAGCCCCGUAGUCCAAGGACGCCCAGUCCACAUCUACCACAUAGCAAGUUUAGUAAGGGAAGGCAGCAUGCUUCACAGGGACAGUGGGUUUGGAUCUGUCCAGAACGGCAGUUUGUGGCUGUAGCCCAGCUCCAAGAGUGAUAUUUGCUCUGGUGGGUGAGGGUUUGAGGGGACAUUUCUCCACCUGUGCCCCUUCAUGUUCACGGAGGAGUUGUGCAGCUGAAGCUGCUCAGGCCAGGUGGGGAAGGGUGGAGGUGGGCCUGGUUGCCCCGUUAGGAAAUCACCACUAGUCAGGUGGGGCUGCGCCUGGUUGGACAGAUCAGGGUUCCCUUGAAAGCCCAGGCAGGGUGAGCGGUCCCAGUGGUCCUAGUGCUGCAUCUGAUCCAGGUCGGUGAGGGUAGGAGGCCCCUGCAGAGGCAGCGCGGAUCUGCCCACACAGAGGCUACUGGAAUGGUUUAACCCAGCAACUUUCCUUUUCAUAAAACAACAAAUGGUUCAACUCUGUCUGCAAAUUAACAGCUGAACACCUGCAACUGCAAAUGUUUUUUGAUCCAAGUACUGAAAUAGGAAAUCAUGCUCUUCCCACCCUCCACCCCACCAGAGUGGAAUCCGCUGCAAAAUCCCAGCCUUAAUUCUUGCUUCAGGACCCAGACCAGUGUCUUGCUCUAGGGCAGCCCAGGGCGGAGGGGCCAGGUCUGCCCAGCGUUUACCACUGCUGUCAAGCCACAGCCCUUGGCCACUGUACGGGCCAUCCUCAGUGAGGCAGCCCCGCCUAGGCCUCCACCAAGCUCUGGUCCCGAAGAGGCUGUGUGGGCCCUUCCUGUCCCUCCACAGGCCCUGCCUGCUGCCCACAGUGUGGAGGCCGCAGUGGGAAGGAGCCCUGGGGAGCCAGGCUUGGGGGGGCGAAGCCCAUGUUCGCUUCCUGACUUAGAGCUGGGGGGUGGGGGGAGGGCUUGUUCCCCUGCAGUAUCUGCUCUGUGAAGUUUGUUAAAUGUAAGGAAAGCUUAAAUUCUUGUAUCUUUAAAAGAGAAAAUCUUAUUUAACCCUUUUGUGUUCUAGAUUUACUUACACACAUAGCCUAGAGCUCAGUUUUAGUUUUAACAUUGUGAAAAUAUUAAAAGAAUCUUGUAACUUUAUUCUUUUUUCUCCUGCUGAAAAAAUUAAACCAAUCGUA
Saimiri boliviensis boliviensis (Bolivian squirrel monkey) is the source of this 2128-nucleotide messenger RNA. NCBI's taxonomy places the organism in Eukaryota, Metazoa, Chordata, Mammalia, Primates, Cebidae. The record is from RefSeq and is a predicted model, not a curated record.